Parnassius apollo (apollo) is the source of this 399-nucleotide messenger RNA. The record is from the annotation of a GenBank genome assembly. NCBI's taxonomy places the organism in Eukaryota, Metazoa, Arthropoda, Insecta, Lepidoptera, Papilionidae.
AUGCCGAAACGCAAGUUGGCGUUCAAUGUUAACUUACAAGCAAAAUAUCCGUUUAUUAAGCAAAUAAAUACUCCCUCGGAUGUCAAAUGUGGAAAGUGUCGUACAGAAUUUAGCGUUUCCCACAGUGGUGCCAGGGAUAUUGAACAGCAUUUAAAUUCUAAAAAACAUAAAAAUGCUGAUCGUGCCGCCGCUUUGAGCCCUUCAUUGUUAACCUUUUUCAAGAAAUCGGACGCACCAACUUCAAAAGAUUUAGAUAUCGCCGCAACAGAAGGCGUCUGGGUUUAUUACAAGAUACAAGAAAACCACAGUUUUCACUCUAAUAAUUGUGCAUCGAAAUUAAUUCAAUCAUGUUUUGAUCCCAAAUUUACAUGCGCGCGUACGAAAUCAGACCUAUUAUAG